Molecule: messenger RNA, 1533 nt
Organism: Aphidius gifuensis
Lineage: Eukaryota; Metazoa; Arthropoda; Insecta; Hymenoptera; Braconidae
Product: sodium channel protein Nach-like
Exons: 6
Biological process (GO): sodium ion transmembrane transport
Cellular component (GO): membrane
Molecular function (GO): ligand-gated sodium channel activity
Source: RefSeq, a predicted model, not a curated record
AUGAAUAAAACGCAAUUUAAAAGUUUUAAUGUUAAACCAAGAAAAAAAAUUAAAAAUCAUGUAGCAUCAACAUUAUUUCAUGGUGUUGUUAAAAAAAAUAAUGAUACAUUAAAUGUCAAGACAACACUUUUUGAAGUAUACAAAGAAUUUGUAAAUGAAUCAUCAAUUCAUGGAAUAAAAUAUAUUUCACUAGCUAAAACUCGUUUAGAAAGAAUAUUUUGGAUAUUUGUAUUGGUUGUAUCAAUUUUAUCUGCUGUUUUAUUGGCAAAUCAAUUUUACACAAGACAUCAAGAAGCUAAUAUGCGUACUCUAGUUAUUGAUAAUCAAUAUCCCGCCUGGAAAAUUCCAAUUCCAGCAAUAACAAUAUGCCAUCCAAAUAUAGUAUCAAGAUCAAGAGUUCAAGAUUUUUUAUCAUCAAAUAAAAAUUUUACAUUACCUGAUGGAUUGACUAUGAAUGAUUUCAUGGAUAGUUUGAAGCAGCUACGUAAUGUUUAUCAUCCAACAAUAAAGAAUCAAAUGAAGCUAAAAAAUUUACAUGAUAUUUUAGUUGUGAAUAAUAUAAGCUUGAAGGAAUUCAUGAGCAUUGCAAGCCCACAGUGUGAAGAUUUCAUUGUUGCAUGUCGAUAUGAAGGUAAAAUGAAAAAUUGUAAAACACUUAUCAAACGUUCAUUGAUAACAACUGGUUAUUGUUGUUCAUUUAAUUAUCACUACAACAAUGAUCCAUUAUUAAUAUUGAAAAUUUUCAACAGACAAUUUGUACAACCAGAUAUUUAUAGCUUCAAUUAUGGUGAACGUUUUAUUAUUUCAAUAAUGGCAAAAGGUUUACAUCAAGAUGAUAGAAUUACUAGUGAUUAUUUAGGUGAUGGUUUUAAAAUAAUAAUUCAUAAUAAAUAUAGUUAUCCUGGUACUUUAUCACAAGAAUUUAUAACAAGUAUGAAUAUUGAAGUUAUAACAAGAUUAUAUGCUAGAAGAUUAACAGCUAGUAAAAAUGUUCUUGAUAGUCCAGUUCAAGAAAGAAAAUGUUUUAAAAAUCUUAACAAAAAUAUACCAUAUAAAAUGGAAAAUUGUUUAAUUAAAUGUCGUGAAAAAGUACAAAAAGAAGAAUGUGGUUGUUUACCAUUUUAUGCAUCAACAAUUUAUUCAAAUGAUACAAUAUGUACACUUCUUGAUAUACCAUGUUUGGCUAAAAUUAAAAUUAAAGUAUUAACAUUAAAUCCAGAUAGUUGUGGCUGUUAUCCAGAUUGUGAAGAAGACACAUUUACUGUUGACACAACUUCGUUAUCCAUGGAUGUAACACAACUCAAUCCAUCAGCAUUUUAUCAAGCUUCGAAAAAUUAUACACAUGCAACAGCAAUUCAUAUUACAUUUUCUGAACAAACAUGCAUGCUACAGAGACGUGAAAUUGUACUCUCAUGGAUAAAUCUUGUUUCAUCAUUAGGUGGUGUCUUCAGUUUAUUUUUGGGCUGCAGUUUUAUUUCGUUAUUUGAAAUGAUUUAUUUUUUUGGAUAUUUUAUAUGGAAAAUAUCGAGAAAA